GGGGAAAAUGUCUGAGCGGCGGAGAGGAGGCGGAGGCAGAGGAGAGGCGGCUUCGGAGGCGGCGGCAGCAUCGUCCGCGGGGGUGGCGGCGGCGGCGGCGGCGGCGGGAGCGGGAGCGGAGAUGCCGGCGAAGAAGCAGAAGCUGAGCAGCGACGAGAACAGCAACCCGGGGGACCUGUCCGGCGACGAGAACGUGAGCGGGGGGCCCUGAGAGAGGAAGACACCCCUCUCUCAGGCUUGGGGCCUAGCGCGUCUCUUAGCAACGCGGGGGGGGGGCUGGUGGUCUUCUUCCCUCCCCCUCCUGAGAGGGGGAACCUGAGGUCAUGGCUGUCCUGUUUAUAAUUUUCGUUAUUAAUUUACUUAUUUAUAUGCCGCCUUUAUCUUCCAAGGAGUUCAGGCUGGUGCACAUGGUUCCCCACCUCCCCAUUUUUUCUUCACUAGGUAGGUUAGGCUAAGAGUGGGUGACUGGCUCCAGGGUCACCCAGCGAGCUUCGUGGAUGAGUAGGGAUUUGAACCCAGGUCCUAGCCAGGCACUCUUCACUGUUCACCACACUGAGGCUCCCUUAGGGCAAGUGUGGGGGAGCCUCCAGGUAUUGCUGAACUGCAACUCCCAUCAUUGAGUUGUAGACAUAGCUGUCAACGUUUCCCUUUUUUAAAGGGAAAUUCCCUUAUUCUGAAUAAGAUUCCUCGCAAGAAAAAGGAAAAGUUGCGGCAUAAGGGGUCUCCAUAGUAUAGUGUGUUUUAAAAUGGGGUUUCAGAGUUUUUAGGGGUUUUUGAAUGUUUUAUGUAGUUUUUCAAUUGCAUUGUUCUGCAUGGGACAAUGACAAUAAAGAUAUUGUAUAUGGUUGUAGAGGUGGAAGGGACCCCCGAGGGUCAUCUAAUCCAACCCCCGGCAAUGCAGGAAUCAUCAGCUUAAAGCAUCCAUGAUAGAUGGCCACUCAGCCUCUGCUUACCUUCAAGGAAGGAGAGUCCACAAUCUCCCAAGGGGGUUUCUGGGGCAGUUGGGAGUUGUGGUUCAAGGGCUGGAGGGUCCCAUUCCCCCCCACUGCAAGGCAGCCUCCCCUCUCCAACCUGCUGCCCUGAAGGUGGGUUUGCAACCUCUUCCGAGACCUUAAUCCUCUUUGGGGUGCCUCACGGGAAGCAAUUCGUAAAUGAGAUUGAUGGUGAUCUACCGCUGGCCCUGGGAGCAGUGGUAAGGAAGGAUGGGAGCUGUAGCCUACCAGCUUCUGGAGCCAGGUGGGAGAAAGCAGGUUUAAAGGUCAAAGGUGGAAGGUCUAUGCAGCUUCAGUCAUCCCUGACCGCUAGCCCAUGCUGGCUGGGGCUGAUUGGGGCUUUGGGAGGCCACAGCAUCUGGCGGGUGUUCUCUUGAUUAUACACUGCUGCUGUUCGGAAACCGAUGUUCAUAUACAGGUGGUUAGCCUGUGUGUGGGAUGCUAUUGCUCCAGGCUUUUAGGCUGCAGGUGGUGGAGUGCUUGUUCAUGAGAAGAAAUCAAAGGAGGACCCCUUUGCAUCUAGAUAGCUAGGGUGCCAAGAAGAAUUCUAAUGUAGAACAGUUUCCUCCUGGAACCUGGGCUUCUAUAUUUGCCAUCUUGCUACACUUGCUUUUAUAAACAGAACAUUAGAAUGAGUUAGGGAGAGAGUUGGGCUAAAAUACUUUCCCCUGAUUAUAUUUAGCCUUCUGUGUUAGCCAUCUUCUCUGUAUCCACUCCAGUUAUCUUCACAUAGAAAGCUAGCAUGUCAGGGAUGGUCUGUAACUCUUCUCACUGACUUGCUAGCUUUCUCUGUUGAAGGAAAUUUGUUUCUGAAUGGAAGAGAUGGGUAGGCAAAAUAAUUUUCAAUGGCAUCCUAAGUUUCUACCUAUGUUAAAAAGAAAGAAAGUAAAGCUGAUGAUUCUCUGCUUUUAGGAAACCAGCAAAUUGGCAAGAACUCAGGUUAGAUACCCCUUAUUUGACAUUUACUUAGGUUUUCACUAAUAUGCCAGGAUUCACCAACCAGAGCUUGGCACAAAAGCCAUACACUUGGAUUUAAAGAAGUUUAAGCACAGGAGUUUGCUUUGAGACCCUGAACUGAAUGGAGCUCGCAGUCCUUCAAGACAAAAAACUAUUUCUGCUUACUGCAAGCUUUUUUUAUUUCAGUGGAAUAAUUUAGGAUCAAUUGGGGGAAAUAAUUGUUGCUGCUAUUGUUUAAAACAGCUGGGAAUCAGAAAUCCUGUGGCAAAUGACAAAUAGAUCUGCCCACUCAUUCUCUAAACGUGUGAAUCAUCUUGCCUAUUGUUGUUGAAUACUUUUAGUUGCUCAGUAUCCUCUAUUUCUGAAUAAGGUUGCCUCAUUGUUCUGAAGUAGCUGGAGGAUCUUCCUUCACUUAGUAAGUUAGCUUUUUUGCUGUGAAUGUGGGUCUUGAUCUGUUUUGAAAACCAACCUUCUUUAUGCUUUCAGGAUGAUGCUGUUAGCAUAGAGAGUGGUACUAACACUGAACGCCCUGAUACCCCUACAAACACCCCCAAUGCUCCAGGAAGAAAAAGCUGGGGGAAAGGAAAAUGGAAGUCAAAGAAAUGCAAAUACUCCUUCAAAUGUGUAAACAGCCUCAAGGUAUUUUGUCAGCAGACAUCUCAUUAGAAUGAAAAUUGCUUGCUGCCUUUAUACAGUGGUACCUUGGGUUACAGACGCUUCAGGUUACAGACUCCGCUAACCCAGAAAUAGUACCUUUCUCAUUCUUUGCUUCAGGAUGAGAACAGAAAUCAUGUGGCAGUGGUGUGGCAGCAGCGGGAGGCCCCAUUAGCUAAAGUGGUACCUCAGGUUAAGAACUGUUUCAGAUUAAGAACGGACCUCUAGAACGAAUUAAGUUCUUAACCUGAGGUACCACUGCAACAGUGUUUUGUACUUCAGUGAUUCAAAUAACUUAUUUACUGGAUCAGAACGAGGCAUAUUUGAACUGGCAUCCUUUUUCAAACAGCAGUCGGGUGGUGGUUCUGGACAGUCCAUAAGGAAGAUCUUGCGUUCAGGAAAAUGCUGCCUCAGAACAGGCUUCUUGUACUUUACAUGACAAAUAGCUGUGGAUAGAUACAUUAUCCAUGUAAGCUAGUGGCCCUGCCACCUAAGCACACUUAAUCAAGUAGCAGGUCCUGCUCGUAUGAAGGGAAAAUCAGAAGCAGCUUUAGAGAAAUUUUAAGUAUGGGUAACUCGCAACACACACACAUUUAACUUGUGUGCAUUCAGCUUUACACACUUGGCAAAAAAAACCGAUAAAAAAUAAAAAGUGGGUGGGCGUCCAGAGGAAAAGACUUUGGCAAUCCUACUCACCAUUGAACCCAAUGUGAUUUGACUAUAUGUGAUUUUGGCUUUAUGCACUAUGUCUGGAACUUAACCCCCACCUAAGUUGAAAGUUGCCUAUAUAUUAUUUGUAAUAUAAUAAUAACUCUUUCUGUGGCAGCAGGUAAGUUAGAUCAUGGACACAUCCUGCAGAUAGUAAUCACUAUCAUGUUGAUGCUGUUUUUCAGCAUUGCAGUCCUUUAAAGCUUAAAGCAGUGUUUUCUCUCAGAUCAGUCCAAAACUUCUAUUCUAAAUGUUCUUUGCAUGCUUUUGUACAUGUUUCACCUUGUUGCCUUUAGUUGAAGUUUGUACCACAGGAAAGCAAGAUAUGUUUUAACAAAUAACAGGAAACUGAAGGGUGUAGUCUCUCUUUUCGGGUGGCUAAGAUCAGCCACUGAAGGAGAAGGCCGACUUCUUUUGAAAUACAGUGGUACCUCGCAAGACGAAUGCCUCGCAAGACGGAAAACUCGCAAAACGAAAGGGUUUUUGGUUUUUUGAGUUGCUUCGCAAGACGAUUUUCCCUAUGGGCUUGCUUCGCAAGACGGAAACGUUUUGCAAGUUUGUUUUCUUUUUCUUAAAACCAUUAAUACAGUUGCGACUUGACUUCAAGGAGCAACUCAUAGCACGUGGUGUGGUAGCCUUUUUUGAGGUUUUUGAAGACUUUGGUGAUUUUUGAAGUUUUUCCAAAACUUUUCUGACACCGUGCUUCGCAAGACGAAAAAAACCGCAAGACGACAAAACUCGCGGAACGAAUUAAUUUCGUCUUGCGAGGCACCACUGUAGAAGUAUAGGCCUGGAGACCUUUGAAAAUAUAAUAACAAAACAGUUACAGCACAUGUCUGUCUUGGGGAGAAGGCAUUUAGCAGAAAAAAAAUUAUCAAAAGUUUUAUUUUCAAAAGAUAAUCAAAAGUCUGUGGUGUUGUUUGUAGAUUGCUGUAUUUGUUACAGCAUAUCCUACUAUCUGCUCUGAUCCUUUUAAUUGGUGGUGUGGGAAUUUAUGCUUGAGCCCUUUACACAUGUAAGAUGUGUUCUUCCAUCAGGGCAGCCUUCCCCAACCUAGUUCCCCCCUCAGAUGUUUUUGACUUUCAGCUCCCAUCUGUGCCAAUCAGCAUGGCCAGUGAUCAGGGAUUAUGGGAGCUAGUCCAAAUAUUUGGAGGGGGCCAGGUUGCGGAAGGUUGCACUAAGCUGUUCCCUACAACUCCCAGUAAAACAUUGUGAGAAGGGUAACAUACUUGUUUUGACUAAGGCUGGAUAAUUUGUAUGCUGUGUACGUUGCUGAGUUAUUUAAAAUCUGACAUGAUAUUUGGAAUCCUUGAAAUGUCAGUAUUUAUAGAUUUAUUCUUUAAUACUGUACUCCUGCCUGCUCCCAGUUCCUAGCGUCCUGUAUCAUAAAUUGGAAUAAGACUUCUAGUGAGAUUGCAAAGGCAAUGCUUUUGUUUAGUUUCUUUUCCUACCAGUUGUUGAGCCCUAUUUUUCCAUUUCCAUCCUAGUCCAUGCUUAUAACUUCAGUUGGAAAACUCAAAACUUGGAAGGAAAAUUGUGCCAUUUAUUUAUUUAUUAUGACAUUUAUUAUAUACUCUUCACCAGCAAGUCCUACAGUGGGUUAAUUAGCAUGUAUACCUAGGUUUCUUGGAGUAGGCUGGACACAAUUCGAUUCUGGCAGGCACUGGCUUUCAUGAAUGGCUUACUAAUAGUAGAGUUGUCCCAUGGGCAACACUCCUUCCUCUCAAUCUCUAAGGUUUGUUCAAAAAAAAAUCUGCUAAUGCAGACAAGUCACCUUAGCCUAGUAGUGUUGGUGACAUAGUGUUGCCACCAAAAAUAGCUUCCUUGUACCACUUGGAAAUACUUCCCUAUGAUGUCGUGCAGUAUGUUUCCGCUCCCUCAUUCUACAUCAGGGUUGGGGACCCUGUGACCAUGUAGGACCAUGUAGAUGUGUUUAGACUACAUCUCCCAUGAUCCCUGAUUAUUGGCCACCCUGGCUGGGGCUGAUGGGAGUGACAACAUUGCAACCUGGGUAAGUGUUCCAAAAUGGUACUGAUGACAGGGAGAGAGGUCAUCACUGGAAUGCUGUUUUUUUCAGCAGCAUCCCCAUAGUGCACAUAAUGUGUACUUCUGCCCUGAAAAUAAAUGUCCUAAAUAUAUUAAAUGCAUUUGUCUUCUCUCACAACUUUUGUUUUGAAGCAAAUUCUUCUUAUACCUUUUUCGUUUUCAGGAAGACCAUAGUCUGCCAUUGUUUGGGGUACAGUUUAACUGGCACAGCAAGGAAGGCGAUCCCCUGGUGUUUGCUACGGUUGGCAGUAACAGAGUGAGUGACAUGUUGAAACUUAUUUUACAUUUCACUUAUUUACUGCUUUCCAAGAUCUUGCUUCCUUUUCCUAACGUUGAAAUAUGUCUUGCAGGUUUUUUCCAAACUCUAGGCAUUAUUUCUGAUCCCAAGAGCCAAAUUAAACAGUUUUGUGAUGUGGUACGAUAGUAUAGUGCAAAGGUAGUUGCAGAUGGCCACAGUCCUAGAUAAGCAUAUACAUGGGUUUGCUAGGAACACUUCCAGUUGAAGGUGUGUUGAGAAUGCUCAUACUCAGUUGAGUAUAAAAGUUGGGUUUGAAAGGAAAAAUCACGUGUCUGUCCAUUGGGUGUGCAGCUGAAGUAAAAUGUCAAAAUCCUGUUUUUAAAAAUGGCCUCCCCCCCGCCUGCCUCAAAAGAGACAUUUGCAAUCUGCUCAAGUAGUGCGAUGUCAAUAAGCAGUAGGUGAAAAAAACUACAUAAGCCUUGAAACAGUUAGCUUCCUGCAGCUGCUGCUAUAAUCGAGCACUCCUCUCAAAGGUAGUUGUUUUAACGAUUGGUAAUAACUGCUCAUUUUAGCUAAAUAACUUCCAGCAAAGAUUAUUUAUUUUUUUGUAAUUCUCUAACUAGGCUGUGGGAUGCGGGUGGCGCUGUGGGUAAAACCUCAGUGCCUAGGACUUGCCGAUCGUAUGGUCGGCGGUUCGAAUCCCCACGGCGGGGUGAGCUCCCGUCUUUCAGUCCCAGCUCCUGCCCACCUAGCAGUUCGAAAGCACCCCUAAGUGCAAGUAGAUACAUAGGUACCGCUUUAUAGCGGGAAGGUAAACGGUGUUUCCGUGUGCUGCGCUGGUGCUGGCUCGCCAGAGCAGCUUCGUCACGCUGGCCACGUGACCUGGAAGUGUCUCCGGACAGCGCUGGCCCCCGGCCUCUUAAGUGAGAUGAGCGCACAACCCUGGAGUCGGACCCGACUGGCCCGUACGGGCAGGGGUACCUUUACCUUUUAACUAGGCUUCAUAUAUCAGAGGUAGCAUAGGAACCUGAGGCCCAUUCACUGUAGACAUAAGAAAAGGUCGUGUGGUUUGAACAGGCCUGAGGACAACUUGAGGAAAUUGCUGACCUGGUGAUAUAUUAGGAAUGCACACAGAUGAAGUCAUUAUGUCUCCCUCAGUCAGUGGUAGUGCCCUUUGGGACUGGUAGAGUGGAAGGUAGGGAAGCCCAGCAGUAGGUAGAACCCAAGUCAGUGACAGGUGCAGCCAAUGCGAAGCCAAGCCAACUAAUUCUACUUUCGUCCCCAUCUGCCUCUUCUGCUGAGUUCUGCAAGGGCAAUACUGAAACUGAAGAGGGGGGAGCUCACAAGUAGGGCCGCCCCUUUGAUGGGCUGCAAGUAGGGAGGAAAGGCAGGCAGAUGAGGGCUGGCUGCAGGCAGAAUGAGGUUGGUGGGGCAGCAGUGCUCCAUUUGCCCUAAUGGACCAACCUCCAUCGCUCUCAGUAGAAGUGGAUGAAAACUUGAAUGUUGUAUGACUAAUUCUAUACACUGUAUAGAGUUGUUCAGCUGUGGGAAUCGGGAACUCUCUAAUUUCUUGUGCUUUAUCCACCUCCAGGUUACUUUAUAUGAAUGCCAUUCGCAAGGAGAAAUACGGUUGCUACAGUCUUAUGUGGAUGCCGAUGUAUCCUUUGCUAGGUCUUUGUUUCUUGGGCUGGUUUGAGAAUGGUUUCAUAGCUUUCCCUGCUUAAUGAGAACGCAGUUAAAUAAACACUUUGCAAGACGAACUUCAGUUAAUAUGGUGAAAGUAAAUGAUGUCCUUCCAUGUCAAAUUUUGGAGUUCACUGCAGAAUGGUCCCUUCCAGGCCAGUGGUUUCUCUGUUUUCCCACUGAUGGGUUGCUUCAAACCAUUCUCUGCACUUUCACAUAAGCCCAGUAGGGAGCAGCACUUGGCUUUCUGCUUCGUGAACUGUAGAUUGCUUUGUUUAUGUUUAAAUAUUUUUGGUUAAAUAUCUGGUGGGCAGUGGGACUUUCCACAGGUGCAUGUCUAGCCCUUAACUGCACACUUCAGGCAGAUGAAAACUUUUAUACUUGUGCAUGGACCUAUGAUAGCAAUACAAGCCACCCCCUUCUGGCUGUGGCUGGAUCAAGGGGCAUUAUUAGGAUAAUUAAUCCCAUUACAAUGCAGUGCAUAAAGGUGAGUUGGUCCAAGAUGUAAAUAUUAAUACUCAAAAUUGAUUCUAACGUUUUGAUGCAAAAAAUACAGAGAUGUGGAGGGAAUAACCUGACCUCUGAAUUCUGUUGUAGCAUUAUGUGGGCCAUGGCAACGCAAUCAACGAAUUGAAAUUUCAUCCCAGGGAUCCAAAUCUUCUCUUGUCUGUGAGCAAAGGUAUGGAAGUAGGUUCCUUUUGAAUGGUUAGGAACGAUCUGGUAGUGGGUUAGUUCUGUAAGAGCUAAAAGGGGGAAAGGGCGACACCAAAAAUGCACACAACAUCCCAAAUAGGAACCUCAAAUUGGUGUGGGAAGGAGAAUGCAUUUUGAAAUGUAAACUACCCAACACAUUUUCACAAAUUAGCUUUCAGUACAUAUAACAGCAUCUUCAUAUUUUGCCCCCCCCUUAAUUUAGAUUAUAUAUCCAUUAUAUCCAAGGGUGGUUUAGAACAGUUUAAAAAUAUAAUAUCAAAAUCAGUUAAAAGAGUCUAGAGCAGAGGGUGUAUCCUAAAAAAAAAAUGUAUCACAGGUGUCAAAGGUAAAGAGGUAUGUCUUCAGCUAAAUACACCUUUGUGUGGAGGGAAUUGCACAAUGGCUGUUACUCCCUUCCUAGGUUUCCGCUUUUUGGACAUGGCACUAAACUAUGGCUCAGCUACAUUAUGGGAACAAGCCUUGAGAGGAGGUUGCUGCCGAUUUGCUCCUCCCUGGUUGUUUUGCUGUGUACUGCACUGAGCCAUGGUUUGGCUUUGCAUGUUGCCCGAAUAUGAGCUCAUGGUUUAGCUCUCCAAACCAUAGUUAAAGGUUUGUCUGAAGAAAACAGCGAGUCCAGGUUCAGACGGCAUUAAGCCAAACCAUGACUGACUCAGCACAGCAGCAAAAUGAUGGAGAAGGGGGCGGGGAGGCCAUGACCCCCAAGCCAUGGUUUGCCUUAGCAAUACAUGUGAACCAAGUCAAUAAGUUUUGUAUGCAGUUUUGGGGUUGAACCACCUAGUUGAUCAGAACAUACUAUUGCGUUUAUUGUGAGAUGAUGGAAUCUAACCUUUCUGUUUCCCCUCCCCUUUUUACUAGAUCAUGCAUUGAGACUGUGGAACAUUCAAACAGACACUUUGGUUGCAAUAUUUGGAGGAGUAGAAGGGCACAGGGAUGAAGUUUUAAGUGCAGUAAGUGAAAAACUGUUGAGCAGCUUGAAAUUUAUCAGUGCUGUCCUACUCCCGCUCCAAAGUUUUUUCCCCUACUUUGCUAAACAGAUUUUAAAUUGUGGUUUGCAUUUUAAUUAUAGGUCAAGAAAUGGAAAUUUGCUUAAUAGGAUAGCUAAUAACCUGAUUUGUAUAAUCUGGAGGCUACACUGUUGAUUUUAUUUUAAUCUUGUAUGGAAAAUUGAAGUUGCUACAUUCUGUGUAUAGGAUUAUGACCUCCUUGGUGAAAAAAUUAUGUCUUGUGGCAUGGAUCACUCCCUGAAACUCUGGCGAAUCAAUUCAAAGAGAAUGAUCAAUGCAAUCAAAGAGUCCUAUGAAUACAAUCCCAAUAAAACCAACAGGUAAGGGCAGUCCCAAUCCUAGUGUGAUGUUUUCCUCACCCCAGUAUAUUCUUCAGCUCAUCACUGAAAUCAUGUAUCACCUUUUGAAACGUGCAAGUAGUUAGAUCUUGAAAUGAGGCUGUAAAUUGCUUGGAAGUUUUUCCCCUCCCAUGACAGGUAUGGUCCAGUUGUCACGUCAGUGGUAAAUCAUAGGUAAAGAUUUACCGUGAACAUGCCAGUUUUAUUUAUUACUUAUUUAUUUCAUAGUUUUGCCCUACCAGUAUGCAAGCCAUGACCUCUGACGUAGCAUUUUGUCUGAACUAGGAGUUACAGUUUGUUUCUCUCCAAACGAACAGUGAUCAGUAAGCCAAGGACAAACCUUAGCUACAGAUUGUGGUUUGGUUGGACUGAAAUCUUGAUCCCUGAUUUGGACAUAGCGAUAAGCCCCAGCUGUUGUGGCUUUAAAAAUAGGUGACAUUGAUGUGUUCAUGGUAAUGAACUGUGAUAUGCGAAUUAGGCCACCGGUGCAAAACCUAUACAGUGGUACCUUGGUUGCUGAAUGGCUUAGUUGUUGAACAAAUCGGCUUUGUGAAUGUUUUUCAGAAGCCGAACGUCUGACGCGGCUUCCACUUGAGUGCAGGAAGCUCCUGCAGCCAAUCGGAAGCAGCACCUUGGUUUUUGAACGGUUUCGGGAGUCAAACGGACUCCCGGAAUGGAUUAAGUUUGAGAACCAAGGUACCACUGUAUGUGACUAUCCAGAAUCAAGUCCCAUAGUGUUCCAUGGGACUUUACUUCCAGUUAAGUGGAUAUAGGAUUGCAGCUUAAAUGUCAGUUUUCCACUUUCCCCUUUUUUUCGGUGUUUAAAAUAAUGUAUUUUAUUGUUUGUUAAGAUUCAUUGUAAGUUUGAAGGCUUUACUAAGCUAUAUUAGCAUAAUAUCCUUGAAAGAUUUGGUGGAAACCCUUAAACCAUAGUUUUUCAGUUCUGAUAGCAUGGGAAAUGGUGAUUUUAAAAAUGAAAACAGGCUUUGCUGAAGUUGAGUGGGGGGGUUAAGUGAGAGUUGAAGAGAGGACAUGUAAGAACAUGGCUUCUUACAUUUGAAUUCAGCCAGUGACCCAUAUUUUUUUAUUUUGGCGGGACGGGAAUAUAAAUUAUUCCACCUCUAUUGUCAUUGCAUCCCAAGCUCCUGCAGUUGUGUCUUUCCUCUGCCCAACCGCACUGAUCAGAUGCAUCAACUCUCUCCUUUGCAGGCCGUUUGUUUCUCAAAAAAUUCACUUUCCUGACUUCUCCACCAGAGAUAUACAUAGAAAUUAUGUAGAUUGUGUGCGAUGGCUAGGAGAUCUGAUACUUUCCAAGGUAGGAUGGCUUCAGUUUCAAUAAUGUCACAUUUAUGUUUUGAUCUCUGAAGAUUUAAAAGUGAUUAAUAAUAAUAAUAAUAAUAAUAAUUUAUUAUUAUUUAUACCCUGCCCAUCUGGCUGAGUGUCCCCAGCCACUCCGGGUGGCUUCCAAUCAAGUGUUAAAAACAAUACAGCAUCAAGUAUUAAAAACUUCCCUGAACAGGGCUGCCUUCAGAUGUCUUUUAAAGAGAAGAUAGCUGCUUAUUUCCUUCAUAUCUGAAGGGAGGGCGUUCCACAGGGCAGGCGCCACUACCAAGAAGGCCCUCUGUCUAGUUCCCUGUAACCUCACUUCUCGCAAUGAGGGAACCGCCAGAAGGCCCUCAGCGCUGGAUCUCAGUGUCCGGGCUGAACGAUGGUGGAGACGCUCCUUCAGGUAUACAGGACCGAGGCCGCUUAAUUGAUGAGAAUAGGAAAAUUUCAAAAUUUACUGAAAUGGUAUCUUCCUACUAUUUUUUAAAAAUGCCAGUAGCGUGCCUCCUCUCCCCACAAUAAAAAUACUGUUGAUGGCCUAAAGCAGUCUAUCUCCUCCACAUUUUCCUGUGCAGGAUGUGGGUGUGAAAGUGUUUUGUGGGUUAUAUUGAAGCCUUCUUUUCCCUCUGUCCACAGUCGUGUGAAAAUGCCAUUGUGUGCUGGAAACCAGGCAAAAUGGAAGAUGACAUCGAUAAAAUAAAGGCCAGCGAGUCUAAUGUGACCAUUUUAGGACGAUUUGAUUACAGUCAGUGCGAUAUAUGGUAUAUGAGGUUUUCAAUGGAUUUCUGGCAAAAGGUAAGGGCCAAGGCAGAGAUUAAGCAAGGCUAUUUAAGAUUAGUCCAGUGCACAGAUGAAGUUAGCUGGCACUGCUGCUUCUCAUGCGUGCUUGAGGCUCCCGUAUUUUGUAAUAUAUGUAGGCGGAUAUGCCAUAUAUCAUAAAAUAUGGCUGUUGUGCAUAACCAUAAUGGCUAGUAUACUCUUCUAUGGGGCCGGUCCAUCCGUGAGGCACACAGAGUCGCCUCAGGCAGUGGAAACCAAAGGGCACUUUUUGGGUUCUGGUGAGAUCUCGCGAGAGCUCUUGCAAUAACCUGGAAGCCACAGCUGUGUGACCCUGGUGACUGAGGCUUCAGCGGGUCAGCAAGUGUGGGUGGCAAAACGGGAUGGGCUACCCUUGCUCUUCUUUAUGCAUGGCCCAUGUUGCACAUGCACAGUGUGGAUAUUAAGAGAUGCAAAAGGAGAAAAAUUAAUACCAUAUUGCUAAAAAUAAUUAAAAAUAACAGGACAGCUAGGUUUGUUGGACAAAUAAGGGAGUUAAAGGUGUCCUGGAGGAGGAUAUUGUAUUCAUUCAGAUAUUUUUAGGGCAAAGCCCUCACAAGGUGGCUUACAUAAUAUAGAAAUACAGCAGAGGUGAGGGGAACGGUCAGAUCAAGGAAAAGUUACCUCUUGGCAGCCAUCCUAGGGGAGCAGAGAGCUCAUGAGCAUAAGACUUGCUUAUGCAACUCUAAACCAGCCUUCCCCUACAGUAGCCCUCCAGGUAUCUUCGGACUACAGUGGUACCUCGGGUUACAUACACUUCAGGUUACAGACUCCGCUAACCCAGAAAUAUUGCCUCAGGUUAAGAACUUUGCUUCAGGAUGAGAACAGAAAUCGGGCUUCGGCGGUGCAGCGGCAGCGGGAGGCCCCAUUAGCUAAAGUGGUGCUUCAGGCUAAGAACAGUUUCAGGUUAAGAACGGACCUCUGGAACGAAUUAAGUACUUAACCCGAGGUACCACUGUAUAGCCCUGCUAAUCUCCAAACAACAUAGAUGAUGAUUGGGGAUGAUGCUGUCUGACAGCAUCUGAGGAUGCAAGGCUGGGGAAAGCUGCACUAAACCAUAAUCUAUCAUUCUUUCGGAAGAAAGCCUAUUGCCUCCAGAAGUGUAGUAAGGAAGGAUACCCUAUUUUGAUUUUGGCUUCUGUAAUUGUCAAAAUGUGAUGUAAUAUCAAUUAAUUAGUUGCUGAGGGCACCCUUAGUCAAUCCACUGCCCACCAUAUAUUUUGGACAACAGCUUCCAACUGUCUUGACCAGCACAGCUAGAGUGCAGCAGGUGGGCAAAGGUAUUAGAAAUCCCCAAGGUACUGAUGGUGCAUUAUCCUUGAGUUGUCUAGGGAAACUUUUAUUCUUGAACCUGUUGAGAAAACAAAAGAGAAUUAUGUUCGCAUGUAGAGUGCAAUAUUGAAACAGUCAUUUUCACCACAGCAUUAGGCUACAUAAAUCUUCUGCUCUUUUUUAGAUGUUGGCAUUGGGCAAUCAAGUUGGCAAGCUCUAUGUCUGGGACUUAGAAAUAGAAGAUCCUCAUAAGGCCAAGUGAGUGUUUCUGAAUCCCCAGCUUUGCACCACAGUUCUUGCUUAUCAACACUGAAACAGACAAGUCAACCCCUUUACCCUAACUUAGGAAGUUGUAAUAAAGAAGUACAGGCCAUAAGCAUGUUUGUCUUCUCAAAGUUUGGAUUACAGCUUGCUGCCUUUGUUCUGGGAAGGUAACAGUGUAAGAGACCUGGGCCAGGGUGGGGAAUCCGGAACAACUUUGUGUAUGAUUUCGUAUGAACAAAGAGAAGAUGCACUAAUUUCUGACAGAUGGGGGUGUGGAAUGGUAACUUCCCCUGCCAUAGAUCUGUGAUUAAGCUUUUUCAGUGUUUGAGUUAUUUAUAGUUGGGAUAGGUGUCCGGGAGAGAAAAUCCUGUUUCAGGGUCAUACCGCUUAAUAGGGCACGUGAGGCAUCACAAGAUGAGAUGUGCCUUCAUUAAAAACACCCCCUGAAUGUGGAAACAAGAACAUUGAGAAGCUUCACAUGCUUCUUGUCUAUGGAUCAGUUUAAAGUGAUACAGCCCUGAAAGCUUCCAUAAAUUAACAUAUUUUGGGGUGGGAGAAAUGGGAUAAUGUGAUCAGGAUGUUGUUUAAAGGGAGGAGGGAUGAAGUUAAGAAUUGUGCCUGUUGUCUUACAUCCUUUUGUUCACAUGGUGGUGAGUGAAGAGAAAUAUAACGCUUUAUCUCUUUUGAUAGGUGUACAACUCUUACUCACCCAAAGUGUGCUGCUGCCAUUCGACAAACCAGCUUUAGCAGAGACAGUAGUAUCCUUAUAGCUGUAUGUGAUGAUGCCAGUAUCUGGCGCUGGGACAGGCUCCGAUAAGUUACUUACAACUUGAGAAUUACAAAAUUAUGUAUUGCUUUUUGUGUCAAGGAUAAUUAGCUGAUUUAUAGUACUGUAACUGCUUUCAGAGUAGGCCCCCCCCCCGUCAGUUGAACUUAGCAAUGUUUACAUUUGGUUUUUGAUAACAUUGCCUUGUUCAGAAGCUGCUGCUUUUUAAUAAAAAUAUUUUUGUACAUUUGGUUUAUUGUCCCAUUUCAAUUCAGUGUUUGUAGUAUGUAAAGUUUCUUUGUACUGUAUAUAUACUUGCUGCUUGUGUUAAGCCAUGUGUUAAAUAAGCUUGUAUGAGUAUGGGUGUGCCCUACAAUUCUGCAGGAUGCAAGAAGCACAUUGAGUGCAGAAUUCUUCCUGAGAAAGUUGUCCUUGAUUUUGAAAAUGUCUAGCCCUUAUGACCGUGAAAACAUGAAAGUUGUGCAGCAUUGCCCAUUUGGAACUCUCAGAUGCCAAGAAGGGUGACUGAUAUAAUUUCUCAAUGGCUGGGACAGAUACAUUUAUCCAUAUGGCUUUCUGCCCUUCUCCUUCAUGAACAAAAGCAAGUAAAUUAUGCAAACAAAAUUAAAUGUGCAUAAUUAAACAUGUUGGGGAAUUUAGCUUUCUUGCUCAGAAUUUGAAUUUCCAGGGUAUGGACUUUUAAAAUACACACACACAACCCUUAAUGUUUUGGUCCAGCAAAAGUUUUACUCCCAUAAUUCCCAGAGACUAUACUACUUUACAUUAAUUCUCUGUCUCAUACCCAUCUGAUUAUAGUAAGCCUGCAAUUUGCAAACAUUUAAUGUUUGAAUAUUCAGCUUUAAGCGCUUGGGGAAAAAUAAAAAGGGAUGGGCACCCAGGGGAAAAUACAUUGGCAAAUUCCACCUGUCAUUGCAUUCAAUGUGUUUUGUCUAUAUGUGAUUUUGGCUUUAGGUGCAAUGCCUAUGGUGCAAAUGCUUUUUUUCUGGGGGCGGGGGAUGCAUACUCCUAAACAUUUUGUGAAUCUAUUUGGCCUCAUUGAGGGGCAGUAUUUCAAUAUGAGUAGGAAAAUGAGAGUACAGAAAAAAAAGCACUGGAUAUGGGCAUACUGUACUUAGAAUGAGAAUUGCAGAGUAAGUGAAAUAAGAGAACGUAGUUAAUUAACUUGUUGGUAAAAGGAGCCACUGUCUUGGUGUAGAAUACCCUGGUACUUAUUUAGGAUCUUUCCAUUGCUUCUGAACCCACUUGGCUCCACAUCGUGGCUUUACAAAAAUGUUUUUAAUACUUAGAAUUGUUAACUAAAGCAACACAAGGCACAGGCAGGCAGACAAACUAAAAACGAAGUUCACUAGAUCCCAAACACCUGCCGAAAUAAAAUGCUUCAUUUAGUGCUUGAAAACUCGCGAUGAAGAGGCAAGAUAAGCCUCCUCCACCCUGGUGCUACCACUAAAAAGGCCUUUAUUCUCCAGCUGCCUCAUCUUUGACAGAAGGGGAGCAAAUGAAUUUCAGAGACUUUAAAAGUGUGUUUAACCUUAUAAAAACAAGAUGUGAAUAAAGUGUGUGAAAUAUGUGUAAUAUAUGGAAGCUGUUGGGACAAGAUGUAAAAGUAUUAAAUUUGGUAAAAUGAAAUAAAAACAAAAUUAAA
Molecule: messenger RNA, 15441 nt
Organism: Podarcis lilfordi (Lilford's wall lizard)
Lineage: Eukaryota; Metazoa; Chordata; Lepidosauria; Squamata; Lacertidae
Source: the annotation of a GenBank genome assembly